Haliotis rubra (blacklip abalone) is the source of this 2255-nucleotide messenger RNA. Its product is annotated as MAM and LDL-receptor class A domain-containing protein 2-like. Bases 201 to 1124 code for a protein of 307 amino acids. Lineage: Eukaryota; Metazoa; Mollusca; Gastropoda; Lepetellida; Haliotidae. The record is from RefSeq and is a predicted model, not a curated record. The transcript is spliced from 7 exons. Gene Ontology annotation, cellular component: membrane.
UGAAUAGAAUAUUGUGUGUGAAAGAACCAGGAAGUAAAUUAGGCAUGUUGUACACGCUAUAAGAAGAAAUUCUAAAGGCAAACCGACUUUAAAUACUUUAGGAAUAACACGUAAGGAUACUGAAGUAUAUCGGCCAUUAAACUGUUGACAUACGUGGAAUAAAUGUUCAAGUGUCUAUAGGAAGCUAUCGUGUGCACGUAAUGGCGAUAAGAGGGCAUCUUUACGUGUACCUCUGGCUGGCUAUCACGGGAGUUUCACAAGGAGCAGACCUUGACUGUGACUUUGAGACCGACUUCUGUCAGUGGACACAUGGAUCAUCUGUCAGACAAUGGCAGAGACAUUUAUUAGAGACUCAAAUAACGGGAACUGGACCAAACACGGGUCACACCAUCUCAGGAAGUAACGAUUACUACAUUUAUCUACAUGCCGGCGAGAGAAAAAAUCAAAACGGCUUUGUUGAAAGUGGCAAUUGUGUCCUACUGAGUCCGGUUUUUAACACAACUUCCGGUGGAGGCUGUUUCCGGUUCUGGUAUCACAUGGAAGGAUCAGGCAUCGGCAACCUCUCUGCAGCGGUUUUAGAAGGUUCAUCAUCUGAUGCAAUCUGGUCCAAGACAGGAGAACAAGGACCGGAUUGGAAAUGCGCUCAUGUGUCUCUUGAGCAAGGAAGAGAAGGUCUCAAGAUCGAGAUGACUGCGUGGACGGGUCUUAACCUUUUGGGGGACAUCGCGCUGGAUGACUUCAAAUUCUUUGACAGUAAAUGUAGCGGAAUAACUGACGUAUGUGGCAACGCCACAACGCCACCGACAGCACCUCCACCAACGCAGUUACCAACGCCAGACAAGCUGUCGUCUACGUCUACUACAGCACCUGGUGUGUCCACAACGCCAACAGAAGACGAUAUUACGAUGACGAUUGUGUACAUCUCAAUUGCUCCCAUUGUCUUACUGCUUGUUGCGGCUAUUGUGGCAGUGGUAGUCUACCGAAGCUCAAGGUCAAAAACCCUGACCAUGAGAACAGCAAUUCCAUCUUACAAAACAACAACAACAACCAAACUGAUCCAGAUGUUGAUGAUUAUUGUUAUAUUCGCGACGAAGUGUAUGAUGUGUUGGAUGAAUCAAAGAUGAACAACGAUGAACAUGUGUUCCCAAACAGUACCAAUGAUGACCUAAGACAACCUGUGCCCUCCGUUACCAUAAACGACUACCAUCCUACAUCAGACCAACACGGGCAUCAGGAUGUACCUACUGUAUUGUAUAGAGCGGUCGGUUCUUCUGGACGAACUGAAAUCGGCAAUGAUAUCACUGGAUCUUAUAUGACGCUGAAAACAAGAGACGAGGACGCUGUAUCAGAAGGUGAUAACUAUAUUGUAACUAUCCCUGGUCCAAAUGAGAUAGGAGGGAGUGACGUAACAGCUAUGGAGGAUGAGGCAAAUGUUUCUGGGAAAGAAGGUGGUGCUUCAGAAGCAUCUCAUGGUGAUGUCGAUGUCACUGAAGGAGGACUGAAACUGCCCCAACCUCAUUGCGGGCCAACGUCGUCUUAUAUCUCCCCCGUUUUUGAAAAUGACUGAUACGUGUUGGCCAAAAGCCACUUGGAGGAAUGCUUUAGUUACAAUAUGGCCUAUCAGCAUAGUGACAGAUGGCAGAUCGUUUCGAAAGUGACCUUUACCUUUUUAGCAGCGAACCGAAAUGAUGUCAAGACGAACCUGCACAACCAGCGGAUCCUUGGCGGACAAAGGGACUCAACUUUUUGCAAAUUGUAUAAUAUUGGAAGCACGCAGCUGUCCAUUUCAAAUAGUAUUGAAAGCUUUUAUUAUUCUUUGAGGCCUUGCCAUAGAACACUACCCCUUUAUUAUAUUGGCUAUUGAUAUACUAGUUAUUUUCCUCAGGCAUCUUUCAUAUUAAUAUGCUUAUGAUGUUCUGGACAGCAAGCAAUAAAACAUCUGUGAUACAUAGAGUGAGUGGAGUGUGGCGUAAAAAUAAACUCACUUGCUCACUUAUAGAGUGAGUGAGUGAGUUCGGGUUAUCGCGGCUUGUCACCCGCGUGAGGAAAGCCUAGGGUGAUACAGGCCAUACGUUUACCACUUUGAUGAAACCCACAAACAAGAGUAUGGCGUUGACGUGAUACAGAAACCACAAGCAUUCUGGAUUUUGUUACUUCUAUAUUUCAAAUCAAUUGCUUUACCUGUUCGUAUUGUAGAUUUCAAGUUUUCAAAAUAUUGGAAUGUAGUUAAGAUUCAGUAAAAAGUAUUAAGCAUU